ACGAGCAAACGGCUGGCGAGAAUGUAGAGAAGCUACUCAUUGUCUAAGCCUCUUCUCGCACGAUCUUUCUGGCUUGUUUUGCAAUUUCGAUAUUUCGAGCAAUAUGUACUGCAUAGCGUGCAUACGAUGGAUGGAUAUUCUUUGCUUCUUUCAAGGGAGCGGCAUAGCAUUUCCUGCAUGCAUUUUUGGGUUUGCGAAUAGACCGGUUCUUUUGCUUGGGUUUUGUUUGGCGCGGAUUCGAAUGGGCUGGGCCGGAAUAAUGGGUAUGGAUCUUGGAUUGGGUAUAGGCCUGGGGUAUCACGACACGUCUGGCGUUCACAAUGCAUCAAUGUCUUUGUCGAGUCCGCUCGCACUCCACACUACUCACCCAUUGAUUUCUUCGUCCUUGCCUGCAUUCUUACAUUCUCUCCUCGUCCUCUGCCUCGUGGUGAAGAGCAGGGGUGUCCAUUGCAUCUCAUCGGUGGUGGUUUCGUCAACGUUGCUAGUGCCUGCUGUGAUCCUAUCCAUGCAGCGAGAUGGACAGCAUCCAGGCACACCAUACAGGCGGGUUCAAUUUCAUCUUCCAGUGCGGGAUCGGCACCAGCUGCUAAGAGGAUUCGGACAGCCUCUGCAUGAUUGGCAUGGAUGGCGAGAUGGAGGGGAGUACAUUGGUGUGCGUUGCGGACGUCGAUAUGCCCACCAGAGGCGACCAGGGAUGCGAGGUUAGCAAUCUCGCCUUUGUAUGUGGCUUUGUAUAGGCAAAUCGCUAUCAUCGAGGGGAUAUUGCUCUACGGAUAGGCCUUCAGUUAGCACUUGUUCACUGUUGCGCUCGAUGCAUUCCGAACUUGCUUCAGCCAUUCUUUGGAGCAAUUCGAUAGUGAGUUAGAACGAGGCGUCGUUGUUCGAGUUCUCCGUGUAAUUUCUUUUUACAAGAAGUGGUUGCUAAAAUAAGAUCAAUUAAGUUUGUUGUGGGAUAAAUACCUAGGUAUGUACAGUAGUGGAUACCAUGCACCAUUAUAGCCAAGCGUAGUUGCCUAAAAGUGCUCC
This is a messenger RNA of Cucurbitaria berberidis CBS 394.84, 1026 nucleotides long. RefSeq lists its product as uncharacterized. The coding region runs from base 104 to 706 and encodes 200 amino acids. The record is from RefSeq and is a predicted model, not a curated record. Lineage: Eukaryota; Fungi; Ascomycota; Dothideomycetes; Pleosporales; Cucurbitariaceae. The transcript has a single exon.